AUGGAAUGUUUGAACAGGCGAGCCCUGCCGUUCCUGACGCCUGGGUUGCCGUUCGUGCCGGCCAUCGCCGUCACGGUCAACAUCUAUCUCAUCCUCAAGCUCUCUAUCCUCACCCUGUUCCGGUUCAUCGUCUGGAUGACCAUCGGCUUCGCCAUCUACUUCGCAUACGGGAUGAAGAACAGCAACCUCGAGCGGGAAUGGGGGAAGGAGCAGAUCGAGAUGGCGCUCCGACAGCAGAGAGGCCAGAAGAUCCCCGCGAAAUCCCCCCAGCUCCCCCAGCAGUGCUACAGCAACAACGGAUUCCUCUCCCCGCUCGCCACGCCCACGGUUUACACCAACCCUUUCCUCCCUUCGUGAUAGCAUUUACAAAUAUAUAUAUAAUAAAAAAAUAAUCAUAAAAUCCUCAUAUCAGUGACGAGCUCAAAAAAUCUCAUAUCGUGCGAUCGAUCUCCCAAGUGGCUACCCGACUGUGAUCAUCUAUCUACUUACGGUUACGUCGCUCGGUUUAUUUUUAUUUUAUUUAUUACGAACUUGGGGUGUUGGCUUCAUCUCUCUGUCACGUGGUGCUUGAUGCAGUGUUGUGUAUGCCACAUUCGUGAAAAAAAAAAAGAUUCCACUUUUCUCUCCCUCUCUUUCUCUCUUUGCUUCC
This is a messenger RNA of Darwinula stevensoni, 649 nucleotides long. NCBI's taxonomy places the organism in Eukaryota, Metazoa, Arthropoda, Ostracoda, Podocopida, Darwinulidae. The record is from the annotation of a GenBank genome assembly.